Molecule: messenger RNA, 3025 nt
Organism: Acanthopagrus latus (yellowfin seabream)
Lineage: Eukaryota; Metazoa; Chordata; Actinopteri; Spariformes; Sparidae
Gene: nsun2
Product: NOP2/Sun RNA methyltransferase 2
Exons: 19
Coding region: 197-2461 (754 amino acids)
Biological process (GO): tRNA methylation
Cellular component (GO): cytoplasm; nucleus
Molecular function (GO): tRNA (cytidine-N5)-methyltransferase activity; tRNA binding
Source: RefSeq, a predicted model, not a curated record
UCCGUGGCCACCCCGACUGGGUCCUGAUUCACGUGCGUCAGAGGCAACACGUUUCGAGGAUACAACACAACGCAGCGGUCCUUCCUCAAGCGUUCAGCAGGCUGAAUUUAUUUUAUCCGAGUCGUAGGUUACUUCUCCGCUUUCACCCUCCACGCUGUUCUGCAGACUUUUCUCCAGAGUUGUCUGCAGCUCCAACAUGGGGAAAAGAAGCAGGCAACGGCAGAAGAACCAGUCUGGUGGCAGAGACGACAGGGACAGCGGUUGGGGAGCUGGCUAUGCUGACAUUGUCAAGGAGAAUAAGCUGUUUGAGCACUACUACAAGGAGCUAGGCCUGGUGCCUGAAGGAGAGUUUGAACAGUUUAUGGAGGCGAUGAGGGAACCGCUGCCAGCAACCAUCCGCAUCACUGGAUACAAGAGCCAUGCCAAAGAAAUCCUCCACUGUCUGAAGGAAAAAUACUUUAAGGAUAUUCAGGAGGUGGAGAUCGAAGGCCAGAAGAUUGAGGCUCCACAGCCUCUGAGCUGGUAUCCAGAUGAGCAGGCCUGGCACACCAACAUGAGCAGGAAGAUUAUUAGGAAGUCUCCUCUGUUGGAGAAGUUCCACCAGUUUCUGGUCAGCGAGACUGAGUCUGGCAACAUCAGCCGACAGGAGGCUGUCAGUAUGAUCCCUCCUCUCCUCAUGAAGAUUGAGUCCCACCAUAAGAUCCUGGACAUGUGUGCAGCUCCAGGGUCAAAGACAGCCCAGCUGAUUGAGAUGCUCCAUGCUGACAUGGAUGUGCCAUUCCCAGAGGGCUUUGUCAUUGCUAACGACGUGGACAACAAGCGCUGCUACCUGCUUGUUCACCAAGCCAAGCGUCUCAACAGCCCCUGCAUCAUGGUGAUCAACCACGACGCCUCCUGCAUCCCCACACUCAAGACCGACGCAGAUGGCCAGAAGGACAUCCUCUUCUACGACCGCAUACUGUGUGACGUGCCCUGCAGCGGUGACGGCACCAUGAGGAAGAACAUAGACGUGUGGAAGAAGUGGACGACCAGCAACAGCCUGCACCUCCACGGGCUCCAGCUGCGUAUUGCAGUGCGUGGCGUCGAACAGCUGGCUGUAGGAGGGCGGAUGGUCUACUCCACCUGUUCACUCAACCCUAUAGAGGACGAAGCUGUCAUCGCAGCACUGCUGGAGAAGAGCGAAGGAGCGCUGGAGCUGGCCGACAGCUCAGCCGAUCUGCCAGGGCUGAAGUGGAUGCCUGGGGUCACUUCCUGGAAGCUGAUGACCAAGGAUGGCCAGUGGUACUCGGACUGGUCCCAUGUUCCGAGCAGUCGUCACACACAGAUCCGCCCCACCAUGUUCCCGCCAACAGACCCCGAGAAGCUUGCUAGCAUGCAUCUGGAGAGAUGUAUGAGGAUUCUGCCACAUCACCAGAACACUGGCGGCUUCUUUGUGGCAGUGCUGGUGAAGAAAGCCCCGAUGCCUUGGAACAAAAGAUAUCCCAAGCUGAGGAAGGAUGUCUCGUCCCUCUCCGCAGCCCAGACUGGAGACUCUCCAGCGGCCUCGACCCCUGUAGACACUCCUUGUCUGCCUGAGAGUGCUAUGGAGGAGGGGCAGGGGGGAUGCCCGGAGGGAAAAGUAGACGAGGAGGCACCCAAAGGAGCAUCCCUAGCCCAGGAGAGUGCUGUGAAACAAGAUGGAGUGUGUGGGCCUCCAGCCUCUAAGAAGAUGAAGCUGUUCGGUUAUAAAGAAGAUCCCUUUGUGUUCCUGACUGAAGUUGACCCCGUCUUCACCACCAUACAAUCUUUCUAUGAUCUGUCGCCAGACUUCCCCAAACUGAAUGUUCUGACCAGAACCCACGAGGGCAAGAAGAGACACUUGUACAUGGUGUCCAAGGAGCUGCGCAACGUGCUGCUCAAUAACAGCGAGUGCAUGAAGGUCAUUAACACAGGGGUGAAGGUGUGGUCUCGCAACAGUGAUGGAGAGGAGUUUGGCUGUGCCUUCAGACUGGCUCAGGAGGGUAUCUACACUCUUCAGCCUUACAUUCGCUCCAGGAUAAUCAGAGUGAGUGUGGAGGACAUCAAAGUGCUGCUGACCCAGGAGAACCCCUUCCUCAGCAAACUGGAGGACGACGCUCACGCUCAGGCCAAGAAAAUAAAUAUGGGUAGCAUUGUGUUGAAGUACAUCCCCAAACCAGAUUCCCCAGCGGACCCUCAGUGUUCCAUCCAGCUGUGUGGCUGGAGGGGAAAGACGUCCAUCCGUGCUUUCGUCCCCCGUAACGAGAGGUUUCAUUACCUCCGAAUGUUAGGCGUGGAGGUCUUCAGAGACAAACAGGGCCUCGGGCAGAAACAGAGGGAUGAGGGUAAGGGAGAGGAGGAAGGAGCGGCUGAGAAUGAGGCGGAGCUGGACUUGGAGAACAGUGAUGAAAAUGGAUCAUCACAAGCGAAGGCCAACAGCGGCAACCAGGGGACUAGCAGCUGAGGAUGUAGUGACAGAGAGGAAGAGGAGGAAGGAUUGGCUGAAGACGUGUUGGAGCUCUAAGAGCCGUUAACCAGGUCCAAGACCACAUUAAGUGGUAGAGGAGGGUUUCUCUGUCCACCACACUGCCACUGCAGAAGAAUUCCCUCCCAAAGAUGGACUUCCUUGGGAGUUUUAAUUUUUGGAGCUCCUCCAGCAGACGGCUUUUAGUUUAAUGCCUUGUCUUAUUUUAUAUAGCUGUUUUUUAUGCUUUAACAAAUUAUUCUACUGACCGAGUGGCGUCAAUUUUCUUUCAGUUGCUAAUAUUUUGAGAGGUUUGUAUUAACUGCCAUCUCAUUUUCUACAUCUGUAAUUAAGCAGAAAUAUGGAGUUGAUUAAAAGCGUUGAGGGUUAACUGUGUCAACGGUCAAAUUAUUGACUUGGAGCUUAUUCUUGGCUCUUGAAGUGUGAAAGGCAUGUUUGAGAUGGUGUUGAUUAGGUUCUGAAAAUAAAUGACAGAAUGAAACAGCUAUGAGGUAAAAAAAAGAUUGUAAAAACAUAAAUAAAAAUACGUUGGCGUUUAGUAAA